Molecule: messenger RNA, 1948 nt
Organism: Panonychus citri (citrus red mite)
Lineage: Eukaryota; Metazoa; Arthropoda; Arachnida; Trombidiformes; Tetranychidae
Exons: 4
Coding region: 1361-1681 (106 amino acids)
Source: RefSeq, a predicted model, not a curated record
UCCAGUUAAUUGUUAUCGAUGUUCAUCAAAGCCACUAAUUAAUCGCCAACCAUAGGUCACUUAGUUGUAACUCGUAGGCAAAAGAAAACCACAAGUUGAAUUUGAUCACAAAAGAUCAAUUUAGGUAAUUACAUGUAAUUUAAUGGGAAACAAUGAAAAUUAUUGAGAAAACAAAAAAGAGUAAAAGUAAAAUCAACUGAAAGGUGUCGCUUUGGGGAGAGAAGAUUAUUAAUUCAUUUUCUUUGUUUACUUUUUCAUUGAUUAAUUUACAUUUUCUGAGAAUUUAAAUUGCUUUAAUUAUUGCGAUCUUGUCUCUCUUUCACCUUUGUUUUAUGUUCCAAAUCUGAUCGACUGUAAUUGGUUUUCUUAUGUUUUCUAUUGUUAAAUUAACUGUUGGAUUUGAAAAGAGUGACUUUUGUUUUUUUGUAAUUCUUUCUACUUUCUGUUUUGUCCGAUUAGGUUAUUUGGGUGUUCAUCUAAAAUAAUCGUCCAGCAUUAAUACUGGAAUACAUAGAAAUGGAAGUACUUCUCAUCUAUGAUGCUCCAUUCUCCCAACUUGACUCUGGGUCUUUAUUAUUGAAGCUUUGUGACCUGAUGUUCAAUAAAUUGUACCGAUUGGCAAAAUAAUGGAAAAGAAUGAAAAAAAAUGUAAUGGAAAAAUGAACAACUAACGGAAAUGGAAUAUUCUGACCAAUGGUGUCACCAGGAUCUUAAGAUAACUGAGAAUGAAAGUCACAAGUAUUUCGGAUCUUGAAAGCCUGAGAAAUGAUGAAACGUAAUAAUACUUUAGUUCUCUGGAUAGAGAGAGAGAGAGAGAGAGAAAGAUGAGGAAAUAGUCCUUUCUUAUUUCUUCUCAAACAAUGAUGAUGACUCGAAUUCAGUGAUUACUUCAAAAGACUUUGGUCCUCUUCUUAUCAUCAAUUGGUCAUUUCCAGUUAUUUUUCUUUACUUUCAUCUGUUUCCUUAACCUAUUUCAUUGCUCUCAUCUCCUUUGUGAAAUAUUUUUAACCAUGAACAUGAUGUUCUACUAUUUUCUAAAACAAUCUUCCAGAUAUUGGCCAUUAUUUGUUAAUGUUUGGUAAUGUUCAGCUAUAGAAAUGACAUUGAAAAACUUAAAGACAAAGAUCAACAUCCAUUCCCGGAAAGGACAUUUCUCAUCGACUCUAUUAACUUUCACUUUCUUAUUGAUUUCCUUGGACUGAACAUUCUUACAAAUAAUACUCAUGGAAAAGUACCCGGAGAUAUUUCAAGCACCAACACUGGUAAAUGCUGGACAUUUAUUCACCUUUCAGGUUCAUUGGCAAUAACAUAUUUCAGGUUAUUUAAUGUUUGAAUUCAGUGACUGAAUAUUUCCGUGGAAAUGAUUAACUCAGAUAUAACCAGUGGAAUCCAUCAGCAGUCCGAAAUUUCCAAUGCAUUUGGUCACGAAAAAAGUAAAACUCGAACAGCAUCAAAAUCUGGAAUCUCUGGCGAUCAUUCAAGUGGAAAAAGUCCAACUUUAGAUCCAGAUUCAGGUCGAAGUGAAUCAACCGAUCGCGGUGACAUAACCGAAAGUCCAUGUCAACAUAAACCCGAUUUAAUUGCUGUUAGUGAUUUUCUCAACGAGUUGAAACCACCAUUAGGAACGAGAUAUUUAAAAAAAUACUGUGAAUAUUUACACGUGAAAACUGAAUCCAAAUGAAUUAAUCAACAUUAUCAUGAUCAACAGUUAACAACCUUGAUAUCCAAUCAGUAAGAUAAACUGUAUCAUGAUUUAAGGAUAAAUACGAUAAUCAAUUGAUAAUUUUUUCAUACACAAAGUUAUUAAUUACACUAAUCUUGAUAGUGUGUAAAAGAUGUUAAAAAAUCAAGUCUUUGAUUUAUUUUCAAUUCAUAAAUUACUGAUAAUUUGUCAUCAAACUUGUUACACAACCAAUUUAAUUAAUAAAUUGUAAGAGGUUUCAAAUAA